UUUAAAUAUUUGGCUGCUUCAUGAAGCUACCACCACUUCGGAAAAGCUACUUCUUUUGCAGGCGAAGGGGUUGUCUUGAUCUUACCCCCCGGGGCUCUUCUCCUUUCGUCGAACGGGAAACGAACGGCCAAACCCGAACCCUAUGUAUGCAUUCAUCGGCGGAAGCUCAUUCUAGCCGUCGCAUUAAGGCGGUGUAGCUGCCGGCGAAGCCUAGACCUCGGAUUUCUGUCAUCGUCGCCGAACUCCAGCCAUUGUUGGCACUCACCCUGCUCCAUUUCGAUACCCGACGACGUAGAGUGUGCUGGCUCGCAGCCUGAACCUGACUGCUUAGCCUCCUUUGGUUCAGUCCCCGCCGGAGGGGAUUUCUCAUAGGUCGAGCUCCGCCGUGGAAGCUGGUUGCGCCACCGUUCACUGUUGAAAACUUAAAAUUUUCUAUCUAGCUCUUCUUAGAUUUUGAUCUGCUAAAGCUCAAUUGUGAUGGAUAGCUCGUCUCAAGCUGCAAAUUAUUUAGCUGCUAUGGAGAUUGAAUCUGACGAUAUACCAAGUGGGAUGAUGCCAACUGAUGAUCAAUGUUUCCUCCUGUACUUCGUCAUGGGGACCUACUUUGGGCCUGAUCUUAAGGGAUGCGGGCCACCAAAAUCUGUUCUGCAAAGAGUGGCUGAGGGUCUUCUUCCGUAUGAUCAUCAUCAACUGGCUGGGUCCUACAUGAAAAUGGUGGAUAUUGAGCGGAUAUAUUAUUAUGUACUUAAGAAUGCCGAUGAAUCUGUUGUAGCAAAGUUACCUAUCUUGCAUCAGUUCCUUAAGGGCAAUCUCCCCAACUCAGAUCAAAGCCCAGCUGCUUUUUACCCUCAAUUUCCUGAUCUCUUUCCUGUGCAAUUGCAUCCACAUUCACAGAUAAAAAAUCAGGAUAAUGUGGUUGAAAACAUUGUUUUCGUUAACAACCCAGAAGCCCUUUUCAUGAAGCCAGAGGAUAUCAAUAGGUUUAAGAGGCUAGCUCAGCUAGAAGAUAUUAUUUUGGACAGAGAUGCUCUGAGCUUGCAAACCCUAAUGGCUGGCGGGGAUUUGUACAAUGUCUCUGUGCAAGGGGAAGAAUUUAAUUGUGACUUACCUUCUCUUGGGGUUUCACGUAUUUCGCAGAGAAAAAGACAUGCAAAUGAUAUCCCAGAUUCUGAGAACCCUCAGUUUGUCACACCUGUUAGUAGCAUGCCAGUUAAUGAUAUACCAAUGACACUCAAUUCCGCUCCAUUGCCAGAUGAAAUGGAAAACAGGAGUGCGCAGAAACAUGGCCCAGCUAUGAUAUUUCUUCCUUCUCAGCCAUCUGGGGAUGAGUGGGAUAAUAUUAUGGCUGCUACCAAGACAGGAUUUGCUCUUACUGGAAGUGCAACGAUGGGGCAGGUGGGACCACUUAUUGGACUCAUGGACAUUGGCGAGUGUGAGGACUCAUACCUAUUUCGGGUGUCCCUUCCAGGGGUGAAAAGGGAUGAAAGAGAAUUUAGUUGUGCCGUUGAGAGUGAUGGGAAAGUACUGAUUAGGGGUGUAACGACAACAGGUGAAAAAACGGUACGAAGGUUUGCCCAGAUGUUUGAGAUGCAAACGCAGAACCUUUGUCCCCCGGGGCAGUUCUCCUUAUCAUUCCAGAUGCCAGGACCUAUCAAUCCUCAACAGUUCUCUGCUAAUUAUGGCACCGACGGAAUACUCGAGGGAAUCGUGAUGAAGGCGGAUAAGCAGUGCAAGAACUAGUUUUGCUUUUUCCCAUGUUGAUGUUGUGUUGUAGACCUUGUCUCUCAAGCUGAACCUUGAACUGAGUUCUCUAUGUUUCCUUUAGUAAUGGUAAGUUGAUGUGUUCUAAAGUGAGAAUAAGUAGUGUGUUACAUGUGGUCUGUCCUUGUUUCUUUGUCUUGGCAUUUCAUUGAAAUGAAGAAUAAGCUUUAUUCACAAA
Messenger RNA from Malania oleifera, 1939 nucleotides. Its product is annotated as increased DNA methylation 2-like. Lineage: Eukaryota; Viridiplantae; Streptophyta; Magnoliopsida; Santalales; Ximeniaceae. The transcript has 3 exons. The record is from RefSeq and is a predicted model, not a curated record. Bases 478 to 1740 code for a protein of 420 amino acids. Gene Ontology annotation, cellular component: nucleus.